Molecule: messenger RNA, 849 nt
Organism: Colletotrichum siamense
Lineage: Eukaryota; Fungi; Ascomycota; Sordariomycetes; Glomerellales; Glomerellaceae
Gene: gaaC-3
Product: L-threo-3-deoxy-hexylosonate aldolase
Exons: 7
Coding region: 1-849 (282 amino acids)
Molecular function (GO): 4-hydroxy-tetrahydrodipicolinate synthase activity
Source: RefSeq, a predicted model, not a curated record
AUGGGCCUGAUGUUGAAGCCAGGGGCUUACGGCCCCUUACCAACUUUUUUUACUGACGACCAAGAAAUCGACUACGAGUCGUACAAGAAGCAUUUACUCAACCUCGCUAAAAGGGGAAUCAACCCCGUGUGCGCGGGAUCGUUGGGUGAAGCAGUACAUUUGUCACCAGAGGAACGCGUUGCUCUCAUUACCUUCAUUAGACGCACACUUGACGAUGCUGGCAUGACGGACAUGCCCAUUGUGGCAGGUGUGGGUGGUUCUAGCACCAGAGAGACUAUCAGACUUGCACAUGCAGCCGCCAAUGCUGGGGCAGAUGCAGGGCUGGUCAUUCUCCCAGCUUACUACGCUGCUAGCCUGAGCACCGACCAAGAACAAAUCAUUCAGUAUUACGUUGAUAUAUGCAAAGGGUCACCGAUUCCCCUGUUCCUGUACAACUUUCCGGCAAACUCGGCAGGUUUGGACAUGUCAUCGGCGAUCAUCGAGGCGGUGAUACGUCAAGCGCCUAACCUAUGCGGCGUCAAACUCACUUGUGGUGGCAGCGUCGCAAAGCUGAUUCGCCUAUCAUCCUUCAUCAAUAGCGAGCCGUCAGUCAAUUUAUGCCGGCCGUAUCCCUUCCUGCUUUUGGACGGGCUCAUCUCCGAUUUGACGCCAUGGAUGAAGUGCGGCGGCCAUGGAACCGUCAGCGGCAUCCCCAACUUCGCUCCUGCUGCCUCCAUGCGUCUGUGGGCACUUCUCAAUAAGCCCGAUCUUACAGACGAUGAGAAGCGGGAAGCAGAGAGAAUCCAGUCCAUUCUAUCCAAUGCCGACGUGGCGGCUGUGCCUGCAGGUGUAAGGGGUAUGAGUAAGUAA